Messenger RNA from Hibiscus syriacus, 2392 nucleotides. RefSeq lists its product as uncharacterized. Bases 67 to 2004 code for a protein of 645 amino acids. The record is from RefSeq and is a predicted model, not a curated record. Gene Ontology annotation, biological process: defense response to other organism. Lineage: Eukaryota; Viridiplantae; Streptophyta; Magnoliopsida; Malvales; Malvaceae. The transcript has a single exon.
CAGAGCUUUAGCUUCAUCUUUAUGGUUGUCCCGCUCUCACUUGCUUGAGCAAAUACUGCAUUAACCAUGUCUACCAGUCCAGAUAAACCGAUUCUCUCACCCAUUCAAGAUAUAAUCGAUCGCAUUUCCAAGUUGUGUGAGCUUACCAACAAAUAUGCAACCAAGGCCAAUCCACCUCACCAAAACACGGUCGCCACCAACACCGCGACUGAAAAUCAGCAAGACGGGUCUACUACUACCAGCCGAGGUGUUAGCCGCGGCGAGGAUAGCCAGAGGACUCAAAAAACGGAUGGCAGCAACAAGGGGAAAGAUGGUGGGGGAUACAGUAAGACGGAAGCGCUACACGAGCUGGGAAAACUAUACAAAGAACUUGAUUAUAUGUACAGAUCGUUCCAGAAACUCGAGAAGUUCGAAAAUGAUCUAAGCGAUCCACUCAAAACUCUUGAAGCCAAUGUCAAAGACAUCGUGACUGAUCUAGACAAAGACGAGUUGCCAAAACAGGUUCCGCACAAUCUCCGUGUGUUGAGAAACAACAUCACCAGAGUCAAGAUCCUGAUCCCGUCGCAACAUCAGGGCGGCGGCAUUAAUUCCGAAGGUAAUCGGGGUUUGCAGACGACAGUCGUCACCCGAGAUGCAGGGGAUUUGCCUCACCUAUACGGAUCAACUCUUUUUGAAGAAAGCUAUUAUUUCAAAGAAAUCGAGGAAAAAUAUAAAAGCCUUAAAGAUGAUAGGCUUAGGCUCUGCUUCUUGUGUUUCGCGAUUUUCCCAGAAAAUGCUGCGAUAAAGAAGAGGUUCCUGAGAUUUUGGUGGGUUGGAGAAGAAUUAAUCGGACCCCUAAAGGAAGGAGAAGAUGAGAAGGACAUUGUAAAUGAAACUCUCAACAUUUUCGUGGAGAAAGGGCUUAUCCAGCCUGUUUUGAAGAAGAGCAGAUUAGAGCCCAGAAGCUACAAAAUGGACCCGAUCGUUCGUUCGUGUUUGAACAGGUUUGCCAAAGAUGCACGUUUCUUUGAUUAUGACCAAGAAGGAAAACCAACCAUGGAUUUCUCAUCUUGCAAAAAAGCAUGCAUGGUGAGAUCUGAAGGAGCCACCGCUCCCUGGUUCUCAGAGUAUCUUAAAGAAGAAUCGGGGCAGGGAAAGCUACCUGUAGAUCUAGUAAAGCUGCAAAUGCUGUUCAAUUUUCCCGACAGGAACACAUUGAUGACGGCUAGUAAACGAUUUGAUAAAUUGCAGAUAUUGUUUAAUUUGAGCAAACAAUUUCCAGCUUUACCUACGGAGUGGUUUUCCAAGAUGACGGAGCUCAAAGUUCUUUACAUGGGUAAAUGGGAAACCACGGCUCGCCAUAUUGAGGUGGAAGACAUUGAUUUCUUAAAAGGAUUGAAGAACAUGAAGAAUCUAAGGCUUCUUAGUCUUCAAGGUAUUUCAGGUAUCCCAAAGAUUCCCAGCACUAUUCAGAAUCUUGGAAACUUGAGGAUCUUAGAUCUUAGAGCAUGUCACAACCUGGGGAGAUUACCAGAUAAGAUCGGCUCACUGAAGGAACUGACUUACCUGGAUUUAUCUGAGUGCUACCUGCUUGAUUAUAUGCCCAAGAGGCUGAGUGAUUUCAAGGAACUUCAAGUACUCAAAGGUUUUGUGAUUGUUGAUACCCAAAACUCAUGCACUCUCAAAGACUUGUCGAAUUUAAAGAAUCUGCGAAAACUAAGCAUCAAUGUCAACACCACGAAAUUCAAUAUUGAUGAUGAAGAGAGGUCUCUCAAUAGAUUUCAGAAACUUGAAAAGUUGAGGAUAGCGUGGGGAUCAAGAGGGAUGCCAAACACUAACAGCAGUAAAUCAAAAUCGGAUAUCAAGAACCAGCAGGCAGCAGCGAAAGCCUCAACAGGAAAAGAGAACAAGGGAGACGAUAAAGGCAGUGAAGCGAAUUCAAAGACCACUAAGGUUGAGGGUAACGACGAGCAAAACAGUGGUGUGAGCAGCAACCAAGAGACCAAGAGACCACAGUCGUUUUAAACAGGUGGCCACUGGGGUUUUCGCGGCUACUGUUUUGUGGAGAGUGAAGGAAGAAGAAGAAGAUCUUGUAGGACUUGCGAAUCUGGUGAAACUAGACCUCCAAUGCUUCCCUUACACCGAUCCACCUGAAUGGCUGGUACCGAAGAAACUGCGGAGGCUGACGAAUCUGUCGAUCAGAGGUGGGAAACUGAGUUACCUGAAACAUGAUGACAAGAAGAAGUGGAAGGUGGACACUUUGCAUUUGAAGUUCUUGGUGGGUUUUAAGAUGAACUGGAAAGAGAUGCUGGAAAAAUUCCCCAAAUUGAAGUAUUUGGAGAAUGUUAGAAGCCCUAGGAUCACACUUUGCCCAUGCGAUGACAAUGGAAUCUGGCAAGCUCCUUCCAAAUAG